CAUAACGCGAACCUACGAGCUACCGUAUCUGGACGAACCGCCAGGAGGUGGCAUCGUCGGUGGAAGGAUAAGAGUGCUAUCCAGUACAGCUAUAAAUAACGUAACCUACCUAUCCGAAAAUGAAAUACUGAGUAAUUCCAGCGUUGAGUUUGAAUGGUCCAACGACACCAUAACAAAUUCAACAUUUGCAACAACAAUAGCAAGAUUUGAGUCGAUAGAUAACACAACAGACGUGGACAACUACACAUUGAUAUCCAAUCUCUUUGUCUUCGACGAUCUCAAUGAGUACAUAAAAAGAUUGAAUUACAGUGUAUUGAAUCUCACCACUUACUACGACUCUGGAAUAGGUCUCAAUUCGACGAAAGUUAAUGACACAUGUGGCGCGACUAAUGAAACUAGUGAUGUUAAUUCCGAGUGCAAUGCUAGUCAGGAGAAGUCCUCGGUUAACAACUGGUGGGCUUUGAUUCUCGUUAUUGUACCGUGUUUAACGCUGUUCGGAAAUGUACUCGUUAUACUUGCUGUUGUGAGGGAAAGGGCCUUGCAGACUGUCACUAAUUACUUCAUCGUCAGUUUGGCACUUGCUGAUUUACUCGUUGCUGUUCUUGUAAUGCCAUUUGCUGUUUACGUGUUGGUGAAUGGCACGUGGGCAUUACCGAGCUUUGUCUGUGACUUCUAUAUUGCGAUGGAUGUUACGUGCAGCACGAGUUCAAUCUUCAAUUUAGUCGCCAUAUCAAUUGACAGAUACAUCGCAGUCACGCAGCCAAUAAAAUAUGCCAAACAUAAGAACAAUAGGAGAGUGUGGCUAACAAUUCUUCUGGUCUGGGCGAUUUCCGCUGCAAUCGGCAGUCCAAUUGUUCUCGGCCUAAACAAUACACCAGAACGGCUUCCAGACUUGUGUUUAUUCUACAACUCUGACUUCAUCAUCUACUCAAGCCUGUCGAGCUUCUACAUUCCUUGUAUCAUCAUGGUCUUUCUGUAUUGGAACAUAUUCAAGGCUCUACGGAAUCGGGCUGCCCGCGCGAGAGCUAAUAAGAAAUCCAACUUAAAAGACGUGAAACCAGGGAGUAUUAUAGAGAACAUCGUCCACACUCAGAGAUUCGCCGAGACGGCUCUAGGUACAGCCACCCUCGUCGGUGCAGUUCAUGAAGAACCAACGAAUACAGCUUCAGGUAGCAACGAGGAUGAAGACGAGACCCCUCUGGAUCCCACUGCUUUCAGCGAAAAGGGCACAGAAUGCUUCAUGGCUACUGUCGUCGAGGAAGCAACUUGCUCGCGAUUCACCAUUUACAAAACCAACAAAGCGAGCAAGAAAAAGAGGGAAAAGAGUUCGGCAAAAAGGGAGCGUAAAGCUACUAAGACUCUAGCCAUUGUACUCGGUGUCUUUCUCAUAUGCUGGGUACCAUUUUUUACCUGCAACGUCAUGGAUGCCAUUUGUACAAAAUUACAAAUGAACUGUGAACCCGGUGUAGCUGCCUUCAUUGUGACAUCUUGGUUAGGAUAUAUGAACAGUUUCGUCAAUCCUGUCAUUUACACAGUGUUCAAUCCUGAAUUUCGGAAAGCAUUCCGUAAGUUGAUUAGGAUCUAAGUUAUUACAAAUAUUAUACCACACGUAUGCGAGACUUCAUCGAUUAAAAUGAUGUACCAAUCAAAUUGCGACAAGAAUACGCAUUACUGAUCAAGCACACACUUGAUCGAAUGAAUUAAUAUCAAAUACGUGUGCAUGCUUGAUGCGAAUGACGGAUUGCCUCCAGCACACGAUCAAUUGUGGAAGCGUUGAUGGUUGAUCGGAAGAAUUCUCACUUUCAUGUAGUCAGUUUAACAAAUCUAACGCCGUCAAGAUCAUACUGACACUUGAUCUGUGAACAAGAUAGCUUGUUGUAUCAAAAUUAUAUCACCCAUCUCAAAAAUCUAUCCAUCCAUAAAUGCACUAUUUAUGCCAUCAAUCACAAUGUUCACCAUUCCUAGAUCAAUAAUGAAAUAAUUUUGAUAUUCUGCUAUACGCAUAUUUGUAGAUAGAAAGAAAAUUGUAAAUAUACUAUAUUUAGUACUCAUGCCGUAGCAGUAUUACAUUAUGCAAUACAUAGCGAUAUCUCCUGGAGUAUAAGAAAUACGGUGUGAUGAACGAAAAUAUAUAUCCAAUUUGAAUUGAUUAUCAACGCAACAAGAUAGAUGUUGUUACUGGUCAAAUCAUCUAUUGCAGGCCUUGGAUAUAGAAUAUGUGUCUUCUAAAAAAAACGGCAGAAUGUACUCUACAUGUUCACAUUCACUGAUGAAACUCCUGCUGAGAGAAAGAUUAGCUCUGCCGAAAGACUAUAUUGUUGCGUAUUUGUUCUGUUCCUCCCUCUCAACUACCCUCAUGUACGCUCGUCUCUUUCAUACUCGUUAUUCUUUUAUCUUCGUUCCUAGUCAGCGGACAUGUCACUCUUUUUCAUUUGUUCUUAUCAUUUGUUUCGCCCCAAAUCCAAUAAACACUUAUUCAUAGUUGAAUGGCUUGUAUUUAACAGUAUAUUCCACGUGAGAUUGUGUGAUGGCGGUAUAUAUAAUUUUCCGGCAGAACCAAUUUAUUCCCUCAGUGCAUGACUGUUGAAGAUGAACGUUGAAAAGUCUGUAACGAUUAAUCAAAAACUUGGAUCAUGUAGAAAUUCCUUUAUUGUAUGCUUGUAAUCUAUGAAAAAUGCACCUACAGGGUAUGUGUGAAUGCUGCUGAUACGUUAUAAGAGAAUAUGAUAAACAAAGUGUCAUCAAGCGUAGUGAAAGUUACCAGGAAUACAAGUGACCGUUUUGGCCUAACGGUUAUCAACGUGAAAACAAUGGAAUUGCAAUUCGUAGACGUUUGGCCCUUGUUGAGACUCUUUUGGGUCACAAUCAAUUCGUUACACUCUGUAAUAAACAGAGAUUACGUCUACGAUAACCGAAAUAAAUUCCAAUAUCUGUGUGUAUCAAAAAGAAAUAACUUACAGUGAUCACAUCAUUCUCGGCAAUUGAGAUGAAUUGUUGAUCGCUCACCGCGACCCCUCCCUAAUUGCAGCACUUGGAUGGGGGAGGGGUGGAGCGAGUGGGACCCUCUGGGGGUAGUAACAUCAAUUUCUUGAUUAAUCAUUGUAUUCAGCGUCGCCCAAAAAAAUUGAUUGCACUAGAUGAAGAGUAUUUUGAAGCUCGGUAGUCUGCUGCAUAGCACUAAAUUUGGUAUGUCGUUUCUCUCGCAUUCUCUUGAGGAUGUUUGGGCAUUAUAAUGAGAAUCGGUGAAACACUUCCAGCGUGACUGGCAUCUGUAUGUAUCUACACGAAAAAGAAAAUAAUAGUUGGAAUUUCAGUCUGUGUAGAGAACUUGGUUAUUCUGAAAUUAAAUGAUAACAUUGUACCUAGUUUUGUAAGAAAUGUUGAAAAAUUGCGAUAUUUUGGUUGAAAAUGGUUGGAGAUAUGUGAAAAUUUAUCAGUUGGUUAGACGUUACUGGUCGAUGAUCUGUAUUCUUGGCUUCAUUAAAAAACUUGAUUUCCUUGGAGUUGGAAAAAAUUGAGAAAAAAAAAUCCACAGAAAGCCGUACCCGGAGACACUAGGGUACAGAAGUUUUGAUUGGACUAUGAAUCCGAGUGAUGGCGAGAUGGGAAAUACAUGUACCAGGCUGUUUUGAUUGCUAGAAGGGGAGAAAUACUGCCCAAACAGCCUUACAUUUAGCAGCUUCGACUUUCGGGUCUGACAAUCUAUUAGAAUGUACAAUCAGAUAUGAAAGUUAUAAUCACACGGUGAUUUUGAUGCGCUGUUUUUCAUUGAUCAUUGAUUAUUUCACUCAGAUAUUGCAGUUGUAAUCGUUGCAUUUGAAGAUUGUACGUUCAAGCCUUCUGAACUGGCGCGGAGCGGCUUCGUUUCUGUUCCAAUUUCGCUCAUUAUAUGCGGUACUGAUCAUUAGACAAAUGGAAAGUAUUAUAAUUGCUGAAUUGAACAUUCCGGAUGGAUGCCGCGUUUGGUUUCAGCGUUGCGCCGACGUUUCGCAAACAUUCUAGUCUGCAUCUUCCUCCGAUUCUGAGCUCCGAUGUACGGGGGUCGUCCUUAUAUGUCCUCCCCUCCGAUGGUGGGGGGUGCGAGAAUGGGAGAGGGGCCAGCCAAUCAUUUUGAAUUGAUCAGCUCGUCAAUUAAAAAACCGGGAGGACGGUUUUCCAAAUAGGGUUCACUUGAUAUCCUCUAUCCCCGUUGAGGUUGUUAAGGUUUUUACGGAAUCGGAGCUCAUAGCCCUGAAGAUGCAGACUGCAAUGUCCGCAAAUGCGGCAUCCAUCCGGCAGUCAAUGAUAUUAAUAAUGAUAGCCGCGAAAGCCUCAAAAGUCAAAUUCUAAAGGGGACUGGAGAAGUUUUCAUCCCCAAAAUAUACUAGAAGGCUACGUAAAAUAAUAUUCUUGCACGUUUCGUGCGGAAAAGCGUCGCUUCGCCGUCCUGAAUUGUGAAUCUUCUCCUGCACCGUUGCCACAUUCAGGUACUUGCAUUUUCGACUCGUUAGUACGAAUGUGACAACAUUGUAUUAUUGAAAACGCAGACGGCGUCGCGUUAACCGGGCAAGAGUAGAGCGGUGAGCGUUGAACGCUAAUUCAGAAGAGCAAAUGUACAAGAUACACGAAGCAAUCUUCAUUUUGGAACAAGAGAGAAAAAUUUAUUAUUGAUAAAUAUGCUAGCGUGAUGCCACAAUGAACCUGUGCGAAACACACGCAAUGCGUGCAACGAUAGUUCAUCUGUUUUUCCAUUAUUCCUGAUAGCUGUCAUCAUUUCGUAUUUCUUGGGAAACGCUCAUCCCGAGAAAAUUAAAUGUCGACAAAUUAUCGACAUGCUGUCGCCAUCAUCAAAGAUUUUGAAUGACUCAAGCAGAAAUUGGUUUCUGGGUUGUGGUAUUCCCCUUAUUAUUAUUUUACGUCACCCCGCGUUAGCGCCAAUGAAAAUCUGACACUUAUAACCGAAGAGUGUUUCUGAAAUUGACAAAGUAAGUUGAUAAGCUGUUUAGCAACAAUAUUCUACGCUGAGGAAACUGCAUACUGAUGACAUUAGAAUAUCCCCUAUGAUAUAACAUAAAAACAACAUAUUUUUCUAACCUGAUACGUUCUCUCAUUCUGUACAUACAUCUAGAACCAUGUGAAAACUUUUAUUUCAAAUAGGAUUCAACCCAUU
Messenger RNA from Diachasma alloeum, 5149 nucleotides. RefSeq names its product dopamine D2-like receptor. Gene Ontology annotation, cellular component: membrane. The record is from RefSeq and is a predicted model, not a curated record. Gene Ontology annotation, biological process: adenylate cyclase-activating adrenergic receptor signaling pathway. Lineage: Eukaryota; Metazoa; Arthropoda; Insecta; Hymenoptera; Braconidae. The transcript has 7 exons. Gene Ontology annotation, molecular function: dopamine neurotransmitter receptor activity, coupled via Gi/Go; G protein-coupled receptor activity. The coding region runs from base 608 to 1585 and encodes 325 amino acids.